AUGACUGAAGAACAGCAGCAACAACAGCAGCAACCGACAAACGUCGAAGGCCAACAACAAAAUUCAGUUGACUCUACAAAACAUCAGAAUAAUGUAAAACAUUACAAUAAUGGAAGUAGAUACAAUAAUGGUGGCAAGUAUAACAAUGGUAAUGGCAAAAACUACAAUAAAUUUUAUAGAAAUGGUAUGCCUCCAAAUGUUGCACCAGGUGCUCAAUGGCAAGGUUACUAUCCUGGUCAGCCAAUGUACUAUGCUCCACCAUUACAAAAGCAACAACAGCAACAACAGCAACAUUCAAAUGAAAUCCCUGCUCCUUCUUCGCCGACUAAAAAAAUUGAAAUCACUACAAAAACUGGUCAACAUUUGGAUUUAGAAACUUUACGUCAAGAACAUCAACAUAAAGAUAUAACUAAAAAGGAUGAAGAACCAUCUGAACAAGUUCCAAAGGAAACUGCUUCCUCUGAAGAUGAUGAUUCUGAAAAGGUCUCUGAAGCUGAAAAGACAAGAAGAUUAUUCUUAGAACAAAUCAGAUUGAGAAAAUUGGCAUUGGAAAAGAAAAAGCAAGAAGAAGAAGAUGCUCAAAAUCCUUCUACACCUGCCGCUGCCGCCACUUCUGAUGAAUCUGAAUCUCAAGAAAAACCAUUAACCUUCACUGAAAAGUUAAAAUUAAAAAAAUUACAAGCUGAACAAGCUGCUACUUCUACCUCCGAAGAAUCGCAAUCUACUGAAGAAACUAAUGAAGCUCAAGAAAACACAGAAGAAGAAAAGCCAAAGGAAGAAGUCUCUAAUGAAACUGAAGCUGAAACUGAAACUGAACCGGAAACUAAUGAAGCAUCUGCUGAAGUUAGCGGCUCUUCAGAAGAACAACCAGCCAAGGUCGAUGAUGAAUCAGAUACUAGAAUGAAGAUGACUGAUUUCUUAGCAAUCUUAGAGAAAUCAAAACCUAUUGAAGACAUCUACUCAUUCUCUUAUCCUGCUCCAAUCGUAGGUCCAGAUGCUAAAUACAAGAAGCAAACUGUUAAAUAUACCUAUGGACCAGCUUUCUUAUUGCAGUUUAAGGAACAAGUCAAUAUUAAACCAGAUACUGAAUGGGCUUCUACCACUACCGCUAAGAUCGUUAUCCCACCUGGUAUGGCCAGGUCCAACAAACCUAAGGAUGGUAAAUUCGGCAUGGGUAGUCGUAUGAACAGUUCUCGUGACUUUAGCAAGAACGGCUCUAUGAGAAGCAUGGAUGGCAGAUCCAACUCUAGAACUUCAUCCAAGAGAAGAUCAAGAAGAGGUGAUGAUAGAAGAUCUAACAGAUCUUACACUUCAAGAAAGGAUCGUGAAGAAGAAAGACAAUCCGAAAGGAUGGAAGAAAAACCUAAGGAAGAAGUUGCUCCAUUAGUUCCAAGUGCUAACAGAUGGGUUCCAAAAUCUAGAUUAAAGAAAACCGAAAAGAAAUUUGCUCCAGACGGUGUUACAGAAUUAUUAGAAAAGGCUGAAGCUCAAAGUAAGAUGAAGUCAUUGUUGAACAAACUGACUUUAGAAAAAUUCGAUACAAUUUCUUCUGAAAUUCUGGCUAUUGCUAAUCAAUCUAAAUGGGAAACCAAUGGUGAAACUUUGAAUAUCGUUAUUGAAGAAUUGUUCCGUAAGGCUUGUGACGAACCUCACUGGUCUUCAAUGUAUGCUCAAUUAUGUGGUAAAUUAGUAAAGGACUUAGAUGCAGAAAUUAAGGAUGAAACUAAUGAAGGUAAGAUUGGUCCAAAAUUAGUUUUGCAUUAUUUAUUCGUCAGAUGUCAUACUGAAUUUGAAAAAGGUUGGACUGACAAAUUACCAACAAACGAAGAUGGUACUCCAUUAGAAGUCGAAAUGAUGUCCGAAGAGUAUUAUCAAGCUGCAACUGCUAAGAGAAGAGGUUUAGGUUUAGUUCGUUUCAUUGGUUUCUUAUACCGUUUGAACUUAUUAACUGGUAAAAUGAUGUUUGAAUGUUUCCGUAGAUUAAUGAAGGACUUGAAUGAUAAUCCAUCUGAAGAUGUCUUAGAAUCUGUUAUUGAACUGUUGACUACUGUUGGUGAACGUUUUGAAACUGACAGUAUCACUGCAGGUUCAUCUACCUUAGACGGUUCUGUAUUAUUAGACAGUUUAUUCCAAUUGAUACAACAUGUUAUCGAUGGUGGUAGUGUUAUCAGCAGAAUUAAAUUUAAAUUGAUCGAAAUACAAGAAUUAAGAGAAAAGAACUGGGAUAGCUUAAAGAAAGAUGAAGGUCCUAAGACUAUUUCUCAAAUUCACGAAGAGGAAAGACAACGUCAAUUGAAGGAAAUGAGCAAGAAUUCUAGAUCCAGCUCUAAGCGUAAUAUGAGCGGUAUGGGUACAAGAAACUCUUCAAGAAGAGAUUUACCUUCUGUUUCAAAAGACAAUUUCAUCACCACUAGAUCUAUGUCUGGUAGACACUCUCAAAGAACUCCAACAAAAGAAGAACCAAAGCAACCACAAAUGGCUGCAUCAAACAUGUUCAGUGCAUUGAUGGGAUCUGAUGAUGAGGACGAAUAA
Molecule: messenger RNA, 2532 nt
Organism: Vanderwaltozyma polyspora DSM 70294
Lineage: Eukaryota; Fungi; Ascomycota; Saccharomycetes; Saccharomycetales; Saccharomycetaceae
Product: translation initiation factor eIF4G
Exons: 1
Coding region: 1-2532 (843 amino acids)
Cellular component (GO): eukaryotic translation initiation factor 4F complex
Molecular function (GO): translation initiation factor activity; mRNA binding; protein binding
Source: RefSeq, a predicted model, not a curated record